This is a messenger RNA of Fraxinus pennsylvanica, 1917 nucleotides long. Lineage: Eukaryota; Viridiplantae; Streptophyta; Magnoliopsida; Lamiales; Oleaceae. The record is from the annotation of a GenBank genome assembly.
AUGAUGGUGGUUGCUGCUCCUGGAACAGCUUCAACGACUGCCCCACAAAACCCCAAAAUCAGCGCCUCUCAAGAUGAGCGUUCAAGAAGGCCACCAUUAUUGCCUUCUGAAAAAGAUAAUAGUAAUGGUGUUUCAGGCAAUACAUCUAAAAGGCCCAAAUCGAGAAUUGUCUCUUCAAGAUACAUGUCCCCUUCAACCUCAAAUGCUUCUUCAGUUUCCUCAUCUUCCGUCUCUUCUAGAAGGUACCCGUCUCCUUUGGUUUCGAGAAAUUCGACCCCGGUUUUGAAUACGCCUUCGUCGGGCCCGAAGAGGUCUGUCUCUGUGGACCGCCGGCGGCCCGUGUCUGCAAGGCCCUUAGCACUUGAUCUUGAUUCCAAGCAUAGCAAUUGCAGCAAUGAGGUUUCAGCUGCCACAAAGCUUUUGGUCACUUCUACUCGAAGAUUAUCUGUUUCCUUUCAAGGUGAAGCGUUUUCGCUGCCCGUUAGUAAGACUAAGGUGGCCCCACCUUCGCCUAACUCUAGUAGUGUGAGGAAGGGCACUCCUGAGAGGAGAAGGAGCAGUACACCAUCGAGAGGGAAGGGCGAUGGAGGAGGAGAUCAAGUAGAGAAUACUAAGCUGGCCGAUCAGCAUCGAUGGCCAGCGCGGAACCGGCUAGUGAAUCCAUUGUCAAGAAGUUUGGAUUGUAGUGGUAGCGGUGAUGAGAAGAGUAAGCUCACUGGAUCUGGAAAUGUGAUUCGAACAUUGCAACAAUCAUUGAUUGAUGAGAGUAGGGCAUCCUUGGAUGGCAGGGUUAGUCUUGAUUUGGGCUGUUCCCAGCUUCUCAAGGCCGCGCCGGAUGGAAAUUUGGUAAAUCACGAGUCUUCUCUGCAAUCUGAUCUCACUGCAUCUGAUACGGAUAGUGUCUCUUCUGGUAGUACUUCAGGAGCUCAAGAAUGUGGUGGGGCCUCCCAUGGCCGUAAUGGGCCUCGCGGAAUUGUUGUUUCGGCUAGAUUUUGGCAAGAAACAAAUAGUCGAUUGAGGAGGUUGCAGGAUCCAGGUUCACUCUUAUCGACGAGUCCUGGGUCCAAGCUGAUUGUGCCUCCGAAAUUGAAAAAGUUCCCAAGUGAUGGUCCGCUGUCUUCCCCGAGAAUGAUGUCUUCUCCUAUUCGUGGAGGUAUUAGAGCUGCAUCUCCCAGCAAGCUUAAUACACCUGUCGGAUCAUCUCCAUCUCGUGUCAGAAAUGCUGUUAGCACAAUUAGCAAUAAUUUUAGUGAGGCACCCUCAGUUCUUAGUUUUUCCGUUGACGUUAGGAGGGGGAAGGUUGGAGAGAACCGCAUUUUUGACGCACACUUGUUGAGGCUUCUGUACAAUCGACAACUGCAGUGGCGCUUUGUAAAUGCUAGAACUGAAGCUGUCCUGCUGGUGCAGAAACACAGUGCAGAGAAAAACCUAUGGAAUGCAUGGAUAACAAUCUCUGAUCUGCGCGAUACUGUCACCAAAAAAAGACACAGAUUGCAAUUGCUGAGGCAAAAGUUAAAACUAGCUUCCAUUCUCAAGGGUCAAAUGUCCUUUUUGGAAGAUUGGGCUUCUUUGGAUAAAAACCACUCAAUUUCUUUGCUAGGAGCUAUUGAAGCUUUGAAGGCUAGCACUCUUCGUCUUCCGGUUGUUGGAGGAGCAAUUGCCGACAUGCAAAGCUUGAAAGAUGCUAUUAGUUCCACAGUUGAUGUGAUGCAGACAAUGGCAUCCUCAAUAUGUUCACUUCUGCCAAGGGUUGAAGAAGCAGACUCAUUAGUGACUGAACUUGCAAAAGUCACGGCUAAAGAGCGGGCUUUACUUGAACAGUGCACGGAUUUUAUAUCCAUGAUAGCAGCAAUGCAGGUUAAAGAAACUAGUCUGAGAACACAUAUGCUACAACGUAACUGUGUAUCAUCAGCCUGA